This is a messenger RNA of Pieris brassicae (large cabbage white), 3824 nucleotides long. RefSeq names its product adapter molecule Crk (gene Crk). Gene Ontology annotation, molecular function: protein binding. The transcript has 7 exons. Lineage: Eukaryota; Metazoa; Arthropoda; Insecta; Lepidoptera; Pieridae. The record is from RefSeq and is a predicted model, not a curated record. Bases 540 to 1448 code for a protein of 302 amino acids.
CAUGCCCUUAAGAAAGUAAUCGAUUUAGCACCUUAUCGCUUAAUAAAUAAGCUUUUAUAAACUCUUUUGUGAACAUAAUAUUAUACAUUGCAUAGAGACAGUAGUCAACGACAAAUUUUGGCUCCUAGAACGUAAUGCGUCAAAAUAAAAAAAAUCACUUGUGUCUACGCCCCAUGGCCUGAAAGUUCGCGUGUGUGGUUUACAAUAUUAUUUUUAUGCAAUCUAUUAAUAGACUUAUUACAUUUAUAUCAUCAGUAAGUUAGUGAGAGAGGUAUGCGUGCGAAGGUGACGCUUCAUCAGCGUGCGGGAAAUUCGGAAACAUGUGUUUUGAUGUUCAUAUAACUUGGUGAUUUGAUGACAGUCACAGUGAAUAGAUGUCAACAAAUUGAAAUUUUUGUUGAUUACAAUAAUUAAUGUGUCGUUUUAUGUUUGUAUUAGUGAAAGCAUCGUUAGGUGUAUCUCAGGAAGUGCAUAUGUCCGGGGUAGAUGAUAACCACAGUGUAAUCAGCCAACUUCCGUCAGCGAUGGAGAGCCGAUGAAUGCUAAUUGGCGCUUGUUAUUUCAAUUUUUAUUCAAGUUCUAGGAUGGCGAACCCUACUAUUGGGGUUUCGUUUGAUCAAAAUGACAUGUCCAGCUGGUAUUUUGGUGGACUGUCAAGAGCUGAGGCAACCAAACUUUUACUAAAUGAAACUGAGAGUGGUGUUUUUCUAGUACGAGACUCUAAAACAAUUCAUGGAGAUUAUGUUUUAUGUGUCAGGGAGGAUGAUAGAGUAUCUCAUUAUAUAAUAAACCGAGUGGUGUCUCCGGACGGUGGUACACGUUUCCGCAUUGGUAACCAACUAUUCGCUGAUAUGCCAGCCUUACUCGCCUUCUAUCGGCUUCAUUACCUGGACACCACUCCUUUAGUUCGGCCACUGCCACAAGCAAAUGCGCAAGCAGCCGCACCGCCGCCUGCCCAGCCUCACCAUGUACUGGAAGUUGUAAUCGCCAAGUUCGACUUUGAUGGUAGCGACGCCGACGACUUACCGUUCCGUCGUGGCGAACGGCUGAUGGUGAUAAAUCGCGAUGAGGAGCAGUGGUGGACCGCGCGGAACGCUCAGGGACGCACAGGCUCUAUACCAGUACCCUAUGUACAGAGGUUGUUGGACCCUUCGGGAAUGCCAUAUCCUGCAACCGAGGCUCUGACUCAGCUGGGCGACCCCCCGAGUCCUCCAAACAAUAAACAGCAAAAAGGAUCCAAUAUGCAGCGCACUCUGCCAGCGUUAGCACGCGUACGACAAUCGCGGGUCCCUAACGCCUACGACAAAACUGCUCUUAAAUUGCAGGAGGGAGAAAUACUUAAGGUGACAAAAAUGAACAUAAAUGGCCAAUGGGAAGGUGAGCUGAACGGAAAAGUCGGUCACUUUCCGUUCACGUAUGUGGAGUUCCUUGAUGACAUAACUAGCUAAAUGCUAUACUAUGGUGACAAUGUGUUAGUGUUAGUGAAGUGGCUAGAAUACAAUUGUUAUUAUUGAUCAAGGCUUUUUCUCAUUUGGACAAUUUUACAGGUAUGUGUAUGUUACAACUUAAAAAAGCUUUGUGUCAUAAAUAGGCUAAUUUAUUUAAAAAAAACAUCAGCAAAAAUUGACUCAAUAAGAAUAUUAAAAUUACCAAAUCUUACUCUUAGAAACGAUUUUUUGUAUACUCGUAAGUAUAAAAAUGAUAAACGUUUGUAUAAAAUUUAAUAACAAAAAUAAACAAAACAAUGAAAAGUAUUCUAAGUCUGUAAAUAUUCUUCAUUCAAAAUAUUUUCAGGAAAAAAUUACAUUUUAACAGUUGUAAGCUUAUCUUAUAUAAGUUAUAUUUUAGGCAAUUUCUUGUACCUAAAAGGUACGUUUGGAAUAAUCAGUUCUGACUAGAAUUUUAUACCAAUAUAAAAAAACAUGUUUGCAGUGAAUUGGGAUUGUAGACUCUCAGCCCACUUCAAGUAAUUAAUAGGCCCACCGAGUAGGGCUAUAAUUUAUAAAUUUUAAAUUUAUAACAUGUGCGCACAUAUGAACGGAUAUUAUUUACAUUAAAAAAAUCUAUUUAUAUUAAUUAAAAAAGAAUCGGUUAAAUUUUUUCUUCUUAUAUAUAUUGGAUGUUAUUUUUCAUGUUACAUUGAAUAGGUUUUCAGAAAUUUGAUGUAAAACUCAGAAUUGUAAUUACUGUAGUCUUUAUUACUUUUUGGGACACGACAUUAAAAUAAUUAUAUACUGAGCUUCCAUACUGGAAUUGUUACAUCGAAAUCCAUGUAUAUUAUCUGUAUAAAUAGUAUAUGCAAUAAAACUGUAUCUGAAUACUACUUCAUAAAAAAUUACUCUUCACAGAUUUCUUCAUACUGCCAUUUAAGGGUAAUACCAAGUAUGUGGCAUAUCUUUGCCCAAUACAUGAUUAAGUAAUAGGUAAUUUUUGUAAAACCAAAUCUUUUUUUAAACUACGUAUUUUAAAUUUUAAUAUACCAGUAGUCAUCCUGAUGUACUAAGUACCGUGAAUUAGUAACGUGACGAAAUAUAGUGUUCGUCAGAGAAACUAGGCAACACAUCGCGACUUGAGCGUGUCAUAGACGGAAUGAGGUCAUUGUACUGAUUUAUUUGUACUUUAUGACUAAUAUGAGAUGUAACUAAUCUUAUUCCUAAGAUUAAAUAUAACAAUCAAGUCUUUUUGUUCUCAUUAAAUUUUCUCCUGAGGUCAUCACCGCCAGUUCCUUUGUUACUAAUGUAACAGUCAAUUGAAAAUAUUUAAAAAAAAGCAUAUUGCAUAUGAAUGAUCAUGCGCUUAAGUCUAUAAGUAAGAAUGAAAACCAGAGAUAAAAUUGUGUUAUUCUGCUUUCAUACAGAAUUUCUCUGUAAAAAGUUGCAAUGUUACAUAUUAUAUAGUGUAAUUGUAGAUUUAGGUUCAAGUUGUGUUCUAAGCGCAAAUUCUCAGUUUUCUAUUACUUUUAUUUUUACUUUAAUUCUUAAUGUUACGAUUUUGCGUCAUUACUAUAUCUAAAAUCUUUGCUGCGCACAACUUUUAAAAAUUGUGCUUAUAACACAACAGAUUAUUAUUAAUAAAUUCUUCCAAAAUAUGAUAGUCAAUAUUUUUAUAUUAAUUGCUGGUGCAAAAUGUUUUAAGUCAACUGCUUUUGACUGGACAAGUUUAAUGAUUAUAAUAUUAAUUAAGACUCAAAUUAUUUUACAAAUACAUUUGAAAAAAUAAUCCUCAACAACUUGGCUAUCAAAUGAUUAUUUAUAUUUUCUUUUUUCCCACAGUCUUGUCUAUAUUUCAUGACAGUAAUUAUAAUUUAUACUACUUAGUUGUUGUGUAGUUACCACAUUGAAUGUAAUUUGUAAUUAUUAAUAUUUGAGUCUUAAUAAUAAAUUACACAAUUUACUAUAAUGGAAUUGACUAAGUAAUUCAUAAGCCCAUAUACAAAAACUUUAUACAUUUAUAACAUAACCAUUUGUAGUCUGCACAAUUUUGAACAAUACCUAUUUAUACAAGUUUCAUUGCACUUGGCCAGGGCAUAAUUAAUAUGAAAGAUAAAAAUAUACUGAGAUUGUUAAUAUAAUGUGUAACAACUACUAUUGGCAGCUUAAUUAUACAAGUAAAAUUGCGAGUUUCCUGUUGAAUUGAAAACUAAUCAUAUAUCAUAUAGAUCAGUAUUAUUUGACGCAUUUUAUUUAGAACUGUAAAAAGAUAUCUAAGUAUGCAAUGUAUAAAAAUUUAACACUUGAAAAAUUUAUAACUUGGUAUAUUUUUUCUUUUAAUACCCCUAUAGUUGGGUUAAAUACCAAAUGUAUAAAAGGAAAUAAAUAUUAUAU